CCAAACUUUCGAUAACACGGUUGUCACUAAUUUCAUCAUUUCUUACUUGGCAUAUUUGUGUUUAAAAAAUUAUGUAAAUUAAUAUUGGUCUAAUCAUUGAACUUUAUUACACUUUUUAUGAUCGCAUGCAAUCAUGGCGUCUAAUAUUAAAGUUAAAAAAUAUGGUGCCGGCUGCCAACCUUUCACUGUUUUAAUUGAAGGCAAUAUUGGCAGCGGCAAAACUACGUUCUUGAAUCACUUUAAACAAUUCGAAGAUCAGGUUUGCUUAAUAACUGAGCCCGUAGACAAAUGGCGCAACCUGCAGGAGUUUAAUUUGUUGAGUUUGAUGUAUUCGCAACCGGACAAAUGGGCUAUGCCGUUUCAAUCUUAUGUGAAUUUGACGAUGUUGCAAAGCCAUACUAUGCAAACCGAUAAGCCUGUAAAAUUAAUGGAACGAUCAUUAUAUAGUUCCAAGUAUUGUUUCGUUGAGAAUUUGUAUAAAAGCAAAUUGAUGGAACCUGCCAUGUACCACAUUCUGCAAGAAUGGUAUAAAUUCAUCGAGGAGUCAAUACACAUUCGGGCUGAUUUAAUAGUUUACCUGCGUACAUCCCCAGACAUCGUGCAUAAACGCAUACAGAAGAGGGCCCGUUCGGAAGAGAGUAGUAUAUCCUUAAAGUACUUACAAGAAUUGCAUGACUUACAUGAAAAUUGGCUAAUGGCUAAUCAGGGCUACAAUUCAAAAGUCAUUGUUUUAAAUGCUGAUUUGGACUUGGAACAAAUUGGCACUGAGUACAAACGUUCUGAAAAUCAUAUAAUUAAUGCUGCCUUUGCUCAACAACAGGCUGUGCUGGUCUCGCCUAGUAAAAGUCAUUCCUUAGACGACUAAUUAAUAUUCAGUCUACAAACUGCAGAAAUUGUAAAUAUUAAAUGAAAUAAUUGAAAAAGGAGAAGCUACGUAUAUGGAAGCCCCAAUCAUUGGAAUAACAAGUACCUUUUCAUCAUUGCUGUGUAAAAACUCUUCUAUAUUAACAAAAUAAGCUGUGGAAACAAUCAACAAUCAAAUCUGAAUCUUAAGUGU
Messenger RNA from Glossina fuscipes, 1057 nucleotides. Its product is annotated as deoxynucleoside kinase. Gene Ontology annotation, molecular function: deoxynucleoside kinase activity; ATP binding. The record is from RefSeq and is a predicted model, not a curated record. The transcript has 5 exons. Gene Ontology annotation, cellular component: mitochondrion; cytoplasm. Bases 134 to 865 code for a protein of 243 amino acids. NCBI's taxonomy places the organism in Eukaryota, Metazoa, Arthropoda, Insecta, Diptera, Glossinidae. Gene Ontology annotation, biological process: nucleobase-containing compound metabolic process.